This is a messenger RNA of Arvicanthis niloticus (Nile rat), 640 nucleotides long. It is a transcript of the gene Scimp, whose product is annotated as SLP adaptor and CSK interacting membrane protein. The record is from RefSeq and is a predicted model, not a curated record. Lineage: Eukaryota; Metazoa; Chordata; Mammalia; Rodentia; Muridae. Gene Ontology annotation, cellular component: immunological synapse; membrane; tetraspanin-enriched microdomain.
GCCUCUCCCCAGUUGUGCUUAAGAAACGCCUUCAGUCCACAGCUGUCUCCCCAGCUGCUUUCAGCAAACACCCUGGCAGUCUAGGCUUCCACAGCAAUGAAUUGGUGGAGGAACAAUUUCUGGAUUAUCUUAGCUGUGGCCAUCAUCUUCAUCUCCUUGGUCCUGGGUCUCAUCCUGUACUGUGUCUGCAGGUGGCAUCUUAGACAAGGCAGGAACUGGGAAAUUGCCAAGCCUUCGAAACAGGAUGGAAGAGAUGAAGAAAAGAUGUAUGAGAAUGUUCUUAACUCUUCAUCAGGUCAGUUACCUCCUCUGCCACCCAGGGGUUCACCUUUUCUGGGAGACCUGGCCCCACAGGAAGCUCCAAGACAACCAUCAGCUUGGUACUCAUCAGUGAAGAAAGUUAGAAACAAGAAGGUCUUUGCUAUCUCGGGCUCCACGGAGCCAGAAAAUGAUUACGAUGAUGUUGAGAUCCCAGCAACCACUGAAAUCCAGCACUCUAAAACAACCAUACCUUUUUGGCAAGCUGAAACAGGCUUACAUAACUCAUUUUAGAAUAAUCUAGAAUGGCUGGACUGUAACACAAGCACUUCCUAAUCCUUGGAGGAGGCCGCCUCGGCCAUGAGAAAGCCAGAGCAGAGGA